Molecule: messenger RNA, 2166 nt
Organism: Coregonus clupeaformis (lake whitefish)
Lineage: Eukaryota; Metazoa; Chordata; Actinopteri; Salmoniformes; Salmonidae
Product: procollagen C-endopeptidase enhancer 2-like
Exons: 9
Coding region: 143-1465 (440 amino acids)
Molecular function (GO): protein binding
Source: RefSeq, a predicted model, not a curated record
AGGCAGCUGCCUGUCGACUGCUCCCUCCUACCACGCAGAACAAAUGCUAUAUUCAUCUCUUAGUCUGUGUUCCAGCUUGCAGCCUGUAAAACUCCCUCUAGGAACUUCCCUGGGUACUUUUCCCCACUGCUUGAGCCACUGAAUGUCAUUCAUGCCACGGAGCGAAAACGGGCGAAGUGGUGGCUGGUCCGUUCACCCGACAAUGUGGAGAAUAUGCAGUAUUUUUUGCGCAUGGGGUGUCCUGUCUUUGACAGAGGUCUGCGCGCAGACUCUAUUGGGGUCACAACCGAGACCAACGUUUACAUGCGGAGGCAAUAUAACGGGGGAUACUGGGGUCGUUGGGAGCCCAGGGUAUCCAGGGGUGUACCCCCCAAAUACAAAAUGUGUUUGGAGAAUCACGGUCCCUGAGGGUAAAGUGGUGGUCCUGUCCUUCCGUUUCAUUGACCUGGAGAGUGACAACCUGUGUCGCUAUGACUACGUGGAUGUUUACAGCGGCCAUGUGAGAGGCCAAAGGCUGGGCCGCUUCUGUGGGACGUUCAGGCCAGGCGCCCUGGUCUCCACCGGCAACAAGAUGCUCAUUCAGAUGGUGUCUGAUGCCAACACGGCUGGGAGCGGCUUCCUGGCGGUGUACUCGGCUGCCGAGCCACACGAGAGAGGGGACCAGUACUGUGGAGGUCGUCUGGAUAAACCCUUCGGGUCGAUUAAGACCCCUAACUGGCCCGAGAAGGACUACCCCGCUGGGGUCACCUGCUCAUGGCACAUAGUGGCUCCUAAGAACCAGAUCAUUGAGGUGAAGUUUGAGAAGUUUGAUGUGGAAAGAGACAACUACUGUCGCUACGACUACGUGGCCAUUUUCAACGGGGCAGAGAUCAACAACGCGAAGAGGAUCGGGAAGUACUGUGGAGAUAGCCCUCCAGCUCCAGUAUUCUCUGAAGGUAACCAGCUCCUGAUCCAGUUCCUGUCAGACCUCAGUUUGACAGCAGACGGGUUCAUCGGCCACUACAAGUUCAGACCUAAGAAGUUCCCCACCACCCCGGUACCACCGACCACCACCACCCCGGUACCACUGACCAGACCCAUACCCCUGAAGUACUCUGUAGGUCUGUGCCAGCAGAAAUGCAAAAGAAGUGGAACCAUUGAGAGCAACUAUUGUACCAGUGACUUCGUGAUAACAGGAACCGUCAUCACGGCGGUGGUGCGAGGAGGCAGCAUGUAUGCCACCAUCUCCAUCAUACACGUCUACAAAGAAAGCAACCUGGCCAUCCAGCAGGCUGGCAAGACCAUGAGCACCAAGAUCAUCAUCCUCUGCAAGAAAUGUCCGUUCAUCAGACGAGGCCUCCACUACAUCUUCAUGGGCUCAGCGGACGACGAUGGGAAGGGGAAGAUCGCCCCGCAUCACUUCGUCAUGGCCUUCAAGGCCAAGAACCAGAGGGGCCUCAACGUACUGAAGACCAAACGCUGCUGAGAUCAACUACAUACUGCCUGAGUCUCCACCCCCCCCCACCAUGCCCUGCCCACAAGGGUGUGGCUGUUCUCGUUAGUCUCCGCCCAACAUGCCCUGGCUUGGCCCCCAAUCACCUCUCAUCCGUCACCACAGGACUAGUCUACAAAGCUCAGGCUGUGAUUGGCUAUUUGUUUCCUAAGUUCGUUCUUUUUUUUCCGUUUCAAAAAAAAUGUUUUCUCACGUUUCAAGCCCACUGAACACACCCAGAUGUCACGAUGAGUAUUAGCUUGGAUCAAACAUCAGACAGGAAGGAGUUUGGUUACAGGAAGUACAUUCUUGAGGUCUGGGUGUUGUAGUUUUAUGGACAGUGUUUACCAACUGCUCUUUAUUUCAUAUGUUCACAUUGGAUGGACAAGAUACGGGAGGUAUUUUAUGUGGUGUCGAUAAAUGCAAUAGCUUAAUAUAUAGUAUUCCCUUUUAAAUGAUUUGGUGUCAUGCUGGUGUUCUGUUUAGUACUGUCACUUAUUAGCCAAAGCUUUUAUGAUGAAUGGAUACAGCAUAGCACUCCAUCUCAUUAUGUCAGCUUGGUUUUGUCGCCUUACAUUCAAAUGUAAUGUUUGUAAUAAAAAGUGGAGAUGUGAACCUAAAAAAAAAUAAUCCCCACCCCAAAACUAUAUUUUGGUAUUUGUUUCAUUAGUCCAUUGUUGUCCCAAAAUAUAGUC